Messenger RNA from Musa acuminata subsp. malaccensis (wild Malaysian banana), 1555 nucleotides. Lineage: Eukaryota; Viridiplantae; Streptophyta; Magnoliopsida; Zingiberales; Musaceae. The record is from RefSeq and is a predicted model, not a curated record.
GGAUUCGGUCGAUGUUCGGUCGGGUUCUUCUUCUUCUUCUUCUUCGAACGAGUGGCUUGUGGUGGCAUCGAGUCCCACAUUUUUUAUACCCUCAUCGUCCCCACCUCCGGGCCUCUGAGGGCUCACCACAUACUUAUAUUCUCCAGAAUCUUCUCUCACUUUCUGGCCACAAUCGGAUUUGUCCUCCCAAAGGACGAAGCAGCCACUCCUGCUAUAGAGAAGGAUCGCCCACAAUUUGGUAGUCAGACUACUACCGACACCCCCUGCUUCUUCCUAUGAACACCUUCUAAGUUUCAAUGCAUCUCUCUCACUCUAUGUGUAUAUUUGUUUGUGUAUCAUGCAAAUAUACAGAUAGGAGGCUGGGAUUGUUCUGCUGCGUUUUGUUGUUGGACUUGGUGGGGUGUCUGUAAUAAGGAAGGAGAAUGGAUCACCCGCUGCUGGGGUCGUUGUUGAGGGGCCGGCGGCUGGAGAGCUGCCUCGAGGCGAAGGUGCGGUCGGUGGAGGAGCACGAGGAGGCGGCGGUGAGGCGGCCGGAGAAGGCCGACGACGGGUGGGUGAGCGUCGCCGUGUCAGGCGCCCGGGUUGUCGCCUGCUUCCUGACGAUGAUGGUGACGACGGCGGUGUGGGCGGGCAUCAUGCUCCUGCUGCUGCCGUGGCCCUACGAGAGGAUCCGCCAGGGCAACCUGUAUGGGCACGUCACCGGCCGAUUGAUGAUGUGGAUUCUGGGAAAUCCCAUAAAGAUACAAGGAUCCGAGUUCUCUACCACGAGGGCCAUCUAUAUCUGUAAUCAUGCGUCUCCCAUCGACAUCUUUCUGGUAAUGUGGCUGACGCCCAUCGGCACUGUAGGCAUAGCCAAAAAAGAGAUUAUAUGGUAUCCACUGUUCGGUCAGCUGUAUGUGUUGGCGAAGCAUCUCCGCAUCGACCGCUCCAACCCCGCUGCUGCCGUCGAAUCACUGAAAGAGGCUGCUCGUGCAGUAAGGAACAACGACUUGUCGCUCGUCAUUUUCCCGGAGGGCACUCGAUCCAGAUCAGGGAGGCUUCUUCCCUUUAAGAAGGGUUUCGUGCACAUCGCACUGCAGACGCGGUUGCCGAUAGUUCCGAUGGUACUCACCGGCACACAUCUAGCUUGGAGGAAGGAUAGCUUGAGGGUGAGACCGGCACCGAUCACGGUGAAGUACCUUCCGCCCAUAAAGACAGAUGAGUGGGAGAAGGACAAGAUGAAUGAGUACAUAGAAAUGAUACACUCGUUGUAUGUCCAACACUUGCCUGAGGCACAGAAGCCAUCGGCGUAGGAGACGGGUAGAAUUGUGUGCUCUUUAUUACACCUUCGAGAUGACGUGGUUAUAGAUGAUUGUAAUUGACAUGCUCUCGUUCGCUGUGGGGUGUCUCACACUUCCAAUCUGCACUCAGUAGGAAGAAUCUAAGUAGCUCGAGAGUCGGUCGAAUGAAAUAGAGAUGCGACAAUCAAUUAAUAAACCUUUCCUGCUCAUCUUUUUUGUAAGACUUUAAAUUGACUGAAAUAGGUGUGUAUGCAUAAGGACCAGUGAAUCUUAAA